This is a messenger RNA of Zerene cesonia (dogface butterfly), 2001 nucleotides long. It is a transcript of the gene sigmar, whose product is annotated as tumor necrosis factor alpha-induced protein 8-like protein. Gene Ontology annotation, biological process: regulation of apoptotic process. The record is from RefSeq and is a predicted model, not a curated record. Lineage: Eukaryota; Metazoa; Arthropoda; Insecta; Lepidoptera; Pieridae. Gene Ontology annotation, cellular component: cytoplasm. Bases 409 to 984 code for a protein of 191 amino acids. The transcript has 6 exons.
CAUUCGAACGACUACACGUUCUCGCUCACACUGCUCACGUUCUAGACGCAGACAGUUUGUUUCUGUUUUCCGAACUGAAGUCACUGACAUACGUGGGCGGCAUCAAAACAUUGCAAGCGAAUCCAUGCGCCCGCCUUAUUUUUAAAAAUUAAUGAAUUAAAAUAGUAUUUUAAGCUUUACAUAUUUUUACUACUUCAAGACACAGUGCUUUUAGUGAGUCUAAAAUAAUAAUUUUCUUUGGUUGUACGAACAUUUCAUUUUUCCUGGAAAAUGACAGCUUCUACUAUGAUUGAAUUGGAGUCCUGGAUUAUUUACCAGUGUGUCCUUAAUGAGUGCCAUGUGUCCAGCUCAUGAGCUGAUGUUGUAGUCCACGGUUUUAUUUGCUUCGAGUUAUUUUAAGUUUUCUUCAUGGUAGCCACUUCGAUGGAGGGCGGCGCGUGGUGCGCCCGCGACAUAUCUCUGCGCGCGCAAAAGAAGUUUCUAUCGCGCGUCGGCGGCGCGGCAAGUGCGCGCGCGCUGGUGUUAGAUGAACAUGCCGCUAAACUAUUGGAUCAGUUCCUAACUGUCCUCCGGGAGCGCGUAGAGAAACGCGAAGCGGAAAAACUCCUAAAGCACGUGAUCAAAGCGGCGGUGAAGCUGGGCGUGCUGCGGCGGCACGGUCAGCUCACCGAGGCGGAUGAGCGGGCGCUCACCGCCUUCCGCUCCAAGUUCCAGACGGUUUUGAUGGCUGUGGUAUCAUUCUCUGAGGUGGAGUUCUCGUACGACAGAGGCUUCCUUCAGGAUGCGUUGAGGGAAUCGCAUCAGUCACUCAAAUCAGUAGUCGAGCGCCAUCUGUCGGACAAGUCAGUGUCGCGCCUCGCCGGAGUGUUCGCGCUCGCGUCUCGAGGUGACCUCUUAGACUCGUUGUUCGCAGGUCAAAUAGACGAAGGCGUCCUUAAACUGACUAGGAUGCUGCGAAAAGAACUAGAUCGAGGCUUACUUUAAUUCCUAAAAGCUGAAUUUUUGUGCCGUCCUAAAAAAUUGCUAGCUUUCUAACACCUAGAUAGAUAGGGUGAUAGACACUAGCCUGGAAUUAGCGGUAACAAGGGAUCUGGUUUUAGUUCAAUGUAAGGUGCGAUUUCUAGAAUGCUGGAAACCGAAACUUUGCUGGUGUUCUGUUUAUUUUAUCCGGAACGAUCUGGUGUUGAAUGGAUUAUUAAAUGGGAAUUAAGAGAUGUAUCCUACAUCUAUAUUAAUUCCUAUUGAUUCAAUCUCCUUUUAACACUACAUGGAAGAAAAAUAUGAGAUGUCAAUCACAAACUCGCAAUAGAGGACAUAUUUUAAUACGAUUGCACUCAAAUCCUUUUACACUAAAGCAAAGUAUUGCCGAUAGGAGAAAUAUCGCAAAAUUUGAUUACAGGGCACUUUCAUGCAAUAUGUAUUAGCAAGAAAUCGAUAAAAGAGAAAAAAAAAUUGAUGCUUUUUUGCUACACUUAAUAAAACAGCACGCAUUAUGGAAAAAUUUAGUGAAUGAUAAAACGAUCACUAUCGUAGCUGCGCAUAUAAAAUGUAGAAAACGCCUAUAUCACUAGACUAAUUUGUUAUAAAAUCAAGUUUAUGCUGAAAGAACCGGUCCUGAAGACUCAUGAAACACUCAUAACUAAAAUAAUGCUCUCUACUUGGUAAAAGACUGUUACAAAUACUCAAACUUUUUUAUAAGAGAUACUACGAAAUACUUACAGAACUGAACUUAUGAGUCCGUGACUAUAAUUCCAAUCAAGUAUUUAAAAACAGUCAUUUGAAAACGAUAAUUAUCAUGUUUGUGUGACGUCAUAUACUCAAUUUGAUGUUAAUAAGUUUGCAUCUCGUAAUAAAAUGUGCAUAGGACAUACUUGCCCAGUUAUCCUCAUGUAAAUAUUAAGAAAUUACCAUAGUAUGGUAUAUCUCAAAAUAUUGUUUAUCUAUAUUAAUAUUAUAAAGCUGAAGAGUUUGUUUGAACGCACUAAUCUCAGGAAUUAGUCG